AUGGGCGAGGCAGAGGAAGCAGCCUUCGAUGCCGCGAGGACAGCAACAAUUCGACGCAAGCCUGUGCCAGUACCACAGCAGCCGCCGUAUCCAAGCCAGAAGCGAGGUCUCCUGGAUCGAUGGAGGGAUUACUCUCGCCGGACUAAGAUCAUCGUUUUGGUGGUUGUUCUCGCCAUCAUCGUCUUGAUCAUCGGCCUCGCAGCGGGCCUGUCGACCCGCAAGCACACACAGAAUCUCCCGUUACCCUCAGGCAAUGGCGGCCCUUACACCGGCGACCUCACGUACUACGAACCUGGUUUGGGUGCAUGCGGCGUUACAUCCCAGAACAGCGACAAGAUUGUCGCCAUCUCGCACAUUGUCUUCGAUGCUAUUAGUGUCGGGAGCGAUCCAAAUGCAAAUCCGCUGUGUGGCAAGAAGAUAAGAGCAAGGAGGGAUAAUAAAAGUGUGGAUCUGACGGUCGUGGACAGGUGUACUGGCUGUCAGCCUAAAGACAUCGAUGUCACCAUUGACAUCUUUGCCGGUCUCGCCGACGUUGACCUGGGCAGGGUGCUGGUAGAAUGGAACUGGUUGGAGAAUGUCCCUGCUAAUGCUCAAGGCUGA
Molecule: messenger RNA, 600 nt
Organism: Cladophialophora carrionii CBS 160.54
Lineage: Eukaryota; Fungi; Ascomycota; Eurotiomycetes; Chaetothyriales; Herpotrichiellaceae
Exons: 1
Coding region: 1-600 (199 amino acids)
Source: RefSeq, a predicted model, not a curated record